AUGAACUUCUCCGAAUUCAUCCAGACUGCCCUGCUGCUGGCAAUCUCGGUCCCCGCUCAGGCAUGGAACCGCCUUGACAAAGAGAACGCAGCUCUCCUGGUCAACGAUCACCAAGUUGGUCUGGCCCAGCUCGUUCGUGACUUUGGCACCAACGACUUCCGCAACAACAUGCUUGCGCACUCUGCUAUUGGCAACAUCUUUGAUCUGCCAACCAUCCUGACCUCAUCCUCCGAUGGGGGUCCAAACGGCCUUCUGUUGAAGGAGAUCACCGAGAUGCACCCCAAUGCUACCUUUAUCCGCCGCCAGGGUGAGGUCAAUGCCUGGGACAACGCUGACUUCCGCAAGGCCGUCAAGGCCCUUGGUAAGAAGCAAUUGAUCAUCGGUGGUAUUGUGACUGAAGUUUGUACCGCCUUCCUGGCCCUGUCGCUCAUUGACGAAGGCUACGAGGUCUUCGCCAACACCGACGCCAGUGGAACUUUCGACGUCAAGCUCGCCGAGGAUGCCAAUCGCCGCAUGGAGAAGGCCGGUGUCACGCUAAUGGGCUUUUUCGCUAUUGUCUGUGAUCUCAUGCGUGACUGGCGCGCUACGCCCGGUCUCACCGAGAUUCUCCCUGUUAUUGAUCAGUAUCAAUUCGCCUACGGCAUGGCUGCUCGUCAUCACGCGGGUGCCAUUUUGAACGGCACCAUUGCCGAAGUCGAGAAGACUUUGAUCUAA
This is a messenger RNA of Penicillium diatomitis, 714 nucleotides long. Its product is annotated as putative isochorismatase family hydrolase. Bases 1 to 714 code for a protein of 237 amino acids. Lineage: Eukaryota; Fungi; Ascomycota; Eurotiomycetes; Eurotiales; Aspergillaceae. The transcript is spliced from 4 exons. The record is from RefSeq and is a predicted model, not a curated record.